Messenger RNA from Tachyglossus aculeatus (Australian echidna), 1029 nucleotides. Its product is annotated as epidermal differentiation-specific protein-like. Lineage: Eukaryota; Metazoa; Chordata; Mammalia; Monotremata; Tachyglossidae. Gene Ontology annotation, biological process: visual perception; lens development in camera-type eye. Gene Ontology annotation, molecular function: structural constituent of eye lens. The coding region runs from base 1 to 1029 and encodes 342 amino acids. The record is from RefSeq and is a predicted model, not a curated record. The transcript is spliced from 3 exons.
AUGAAUAAGAUCAUCGUGUUCGACCAGCCUGGCUUCCGGGGGCUCAGCGAAGAGUUCACCCACGACAUCCCGGACCUGCGGGACGUGUACUUCGACAAAGCCAUCUCCUCCCUGAAGGUGGUCGGUCAGCCCUGGCUGGCAUUCGACCACGUGGCCUUCAGGGGUAGCGUCCUGGCUUUCGAGGAGGGGGAAUACAGCAGCGUCGGCCUGGACGAUCAGAUCUCCUCCCUCCAGCUGGUGAGGGAAGACUUGGAGGACCCCCAGAUCACACUCUAUGAAGACACCGCACUCCUUGUGCCUCUGCCGCCCAUCAAGAAGGAAGCCAACAUCUCCCACAAGGACUUCGGAAAGGUGUCCGGCCACUCCAUCCAGAGAGGCGAGAAGUGCCCCGACUACGCCUCGACGCUGUUCUGGAAGCCGUGGCUCCAGUGCGUGAGGCCCCUGAGGCCCGGCCGGCCUGUGAUCACUGCCGAGAUCCUUUGGGAGAAGAAGAAGAUGGAGAGGGAAAGGAGUCAGGUCGUGAAUCUCCUGGUGGGAGCUAACUUCACUGACGUGGCACAGACAUACACCAGCACCUUCAGCGAAGAGCUGGAGGUCUGCACCACACAUGCCUUCAACUUCGAAGACUCUGGGGAGCUCAAGGUGGGCACCCGGUUCACGGUCAAGGUGGAGACCUCGCUGAACGUGACUGUGGAGGUCGGGAAGACCCAGAGCAUCACGACCAAGAACAAGGUGCAGGAGCUGACCGUCCAGGUGCUCAAGAAGGAGGUCACCUUCCAGGCCCCGGUGAAGCUGACCAUCGGCCGGAACGGGAAGCUGAGCACCGCGUUCGGGGUGUACCGGCGGACGUCCAGGCACUGCAUCCACGUCAUGUUCAAGGGGAAAGAGCUGGUCCCCGCUGGUCCUGAGGCCCCCAGACACAUUCCCCCAUCCUGGAAGCUCCUGUCUUGCUUCUGGGCGUGGAGGAGGAGAGGACCGAGGAGGGUUCCGCUGCCCGCCGAGGAGACACCGGCCCGGACCCCAGGCUAG